GCAGGAUGUGGAGGCGCCGGCGUUCCGCGGGGCUGCUGUGCUCGGCGCUGCAGCUGGCGCUACUGCAGGUGUACUCACUGCCAUAUACUCCCCAACACCAGGAAAAGUGCCAACAUCCAAAAAUGGAGUACUAUAACGAAACCAUCAAUAAAUGUUGCAGCUUGUGUCGUCCAGGUUACCGGGUGCUUCAGAGGUGCAGCGCGAGUGUUGACACCAUGUGCACACCGUGUGAAGAUGGGAUGCAUACUGACAUCUGGAGUAGAGCUGUGCGCUGUUUUAGCUGCAACCCAGAAUGCACUGGAGACCUUGUGGAAGUGAAGCAGUGCAAUCGGACACAGAAUCGAGAAUGCUGGUGUCAGCCUCACCAAUUCUGUGCUUCAGAGCACUCCGGUGAAUGCCUCCAAUGUCAAGCAUACAAGCAAUGCAAAAAGGGCUACGGAGUUAAGGAAUCGGGCACAAGAAGCAGCGAUGUGCAAUGUGCUCCUUGCACUCGGGGCACGUUUUCGGAUGUGGAAUCCCACAGCGCCACCUGCAGGCCCCAUAGGAUCUGUAAAUCGGAACUUCUCCCCGGAAACAGCACCAGCGAUGCCAUUUGUAGUGAUAGCAGUGGGUCUUCUGGCAUCAUUGCGACUUCUCCACGCAUCACAAUAACCGGAAAGGGGCCGUUGCCCCCACAGCAUGAGGUCACUACGAUUCCAAUGCUGAACAGCAAACAAGACCUUUCAACAGACGUUUCCUCCAUUGCUGGUUGGGUGGCUGGAGUGAUGCUCGCUAUCCUUAUACUGAUAGGAGGGACUUUUUUCUCCUUCGCAUUAAGGAAGAAAGGCCAACAUUGUGCUCCACUGUGUGGCAAUGAAAAACAGUCAUUCUCCGGGAACAUGAAGGUAUCUGGCAGCUGGCCCCAGGCCUCAAGCACCCUGAAACAAGAGGAGCAGAAUCUCUUGCAGGUCUCUACCUCAAGUGGCUCUUUAGACAGCCCACCCGGGUCUAACAAAAGCAGUGGAAUCAGUAAUGUGAGCACGUUAACAAUUGAAGCAGAAAAGGCUCCGGAAAGAUCUUCUCCAUCAAGUACCUGCAUGCACCACAAUGGCGCGAAGUCAAAGCAAUCUAGCAAUGGAGGAACACAUGUGAAUGUUAGCUGUAUUGUCAGCGUCUGUAAUUCAGACCACAGUUUGCAGUUCCAGUCCCUGAAUGGUUCGGUCGUGGCUGAUUCCAGAGAUUGUGCUUUGGCCGCAGAAGACCUCCCCUUGUCAAAGGAAGAAAGUCCCUUAAAAAGAGAGCCUGGAAGACAAAUCGCAGUAGAAGUUGAGGACAAUACAGACAUCUUUGAUCACGAGGGAAAGCCACUUCCACUCAGCAUACAAGAUGUAGGCAUGAAGACUACGUGAGGAUGCGGGCUGUGCCGGAAGCUCAUCAUAGAUCAUAAAGAAGCAGCUCGAUGGCUUUUCUGCAAAGCUGCUUUUGUUCUUAAAACACUUUAAAAGUUGUUCUUCAAAAAGUGAUGCAAGCCAUUUGAAGUGGCUAGAGAAACUCAGGUGCUUCUAGCAAUAUGCAAAAGACUUGGACAGGAACUAGGGUUGUGAAAAUGUUUUUAAUUCUUGUAUUUGUGGGUGACCAAAUGAAAUAGGAUGACAGUGAAGGUUCUCGGUGCUACACGAUUGCCCCAAAACAGCAACUGCAGUGAUCUGGACCCUGCCCGACUCGUAAGGCAGACACCUCCAAAGCAUAUCCUGUAGCUCAGGGAUAGGGCAUGCGCUUUGUAUGCUGAAGGUUCCAUAUUCAGCCUCUGGCAUCUCAAGGCAGGGCUGGGAAAGACCCCUAUGUGAAAUCCUGGACAGCUACUACCAGUCAGUGUGGGCAGUUCUGAGCUGUGGUCUGACUUGGCAUAAGGCGUCUGUCUUCCUACGAUCUACUUAGCAGCUCGAAAACAGAAGGGGGGAUUUUCAGUCAUUCCACAAAGGCCCAAGAUAUGGAACCCUGAAAUCUUCUUUUCAAAAUAAUUGUGCAUAAUCCAAAGGAAUAAUAUAUAUUUUUCUAAACUCUUUUUUUAAAAAAGUUUUAUUGAAUGUGCACUUCCCCCACCCCCAUGUUUUGCUGUAAUUUUAGCUAUAAUUCUUCAUUCCUAUUAUGUAUUGUUAUUGAUAAUGAAAAAUCUUCCCUGAAAUGGAGGGGAAACCCCAGUUAUGUAGAAAAGGGAAUUUUGGUAUGGAGGUCAUGGGUACUUCUAGAUGAAGAUUAUUAAGGGAAAGGGCUCCAGACAACAUCAUCGUCAAUUUGUUCCCACUGCCUCUCCUGUCUUUUUUGCUUACCAAAGAAAAUCCAGUAAGGACAGAAAGACAGGACAGCUGCACGAUGUCUUCUGAUCCAUUGUGCUAGGAGCCCUCUGUUUGGAAGCACUCCACGUUUGUCACGUAGGCGCGAAAGAAGCAGCUUCAUGUGCCGUACUUCCCUGGUCUACCCAACUCCUUAACAGAUAGUUAUUCUCCUGCCUUUUGUUGCAUUUACUCGCAGAGAUGUUUGGAACAAAACUGUACAGAAUUUUGUCUUGUCCUUUGAAAUGUACUCUAGCUUCUCUCUGGAAAUAUGCGAUCCCCUUUCAACUUUGCCUUCAUUUUGAGUGACCUUGAGCAGCUGAUAAAUAACGAAAUCUUUGUUUUCAGGUAGUAAGUGGAGAUUGCAGGUGCUGACAGCUGCCAUCGAGUGGAAAUAAGGUUCUCAUAACAUUACCAUUUUUUUCAUAAUUUUUCUCUUUUUUUUUAAACCUCAGAUUUUACCAGGGCCAUCGCUCAGGGUGCACAAUCUUGCCAAAUUACUCCAAAUCAAGCAGUUGAAUCAGAGUGUACAGCAUAUCUAUUUGCCUUCUGUUAUGUGUAAAUAAAUCUAAUCACAUUUC
Messenger RNA from Elgaria multicarinata webbii, 2893 nucleotides. It is a transcript of the gene TNFRSF1B, whose product is annotated as TNF receptor superfamily member 1B. Gene Ontology annotation, molecular function: tumor necrosis factor receptor activity; tumor necrosis factor binding. Gene Ontology annotation, biological process: negative regulation of neuroinflammatory response; extrinsic apoptotic signaling pathway; positive regulation of myelination. The transcript is spliced from 10 exons. Gene Ontology annotation, cellular component: membrane. Bases 6 to 1388 code for a protein of 460 amino acids. NCBI's taxonomy places the organism in Eukaryota, Metazoa, Chordata, Lepidosauria, Squamata, Anguidae. The record is from RefSeq and is a predicted model, not a curated record.